This is a messenger RNA of Exophiala xenobiotica, 174 nucleotides long. RefSeq names its product dynein light chain, cytoplasmic. Gene Ontology annotation, molecular function: dynein light intermediate chain binding; dynein intermediate chain binding. The record is from RefSeq and is a predicted model, not a curated record. Bases 1 to 174 code for a protein of 57 amino acids. Gene Ontology annotation, biological process: microtubule-based process; cilium assembly. Lineage: Eukaryota; Fungi; Ascomycota; Eurotiomycetes; Chaetothyriales; Herpotrichiellaceae. The transcript has 5 exons. Gene Ontology annotation, cellular component: cytoplasmic dynein complex.
AUGGCGGACCCUAUGCCCGAAAAGAAGGUCAAGUUGGAGCCACAAAUCAAGUCCGUCGAUAUGAGCGAGGACAUGCAACAAGAGGCCAUCGAAGUCGCACAAGAGGCGAUGGAGAAAUUCACUGUCGAGAAGGACAUCGCACAACAUAUCAAGCGAGAGGUAGAUCCUUGUUAG